AUGCCACCUGCUAAGUCCACAAGUAUGGUCCAUGCAUCCAGGUGUAAAUCUGAAACAACAAUAAAAGAUCCCAAAAAUGUGAGACCGAAAGAAAAAAAGACUUUGCCAAAAACGAGUGAAACGAAAAAGGGGCAUAAAAAAGAUGAAGUUAAAAGGGGCCCAUCCAAACAAACUGGAAAACCCACAGAGAAGCCAAACAGCAGCAAGAAAACUAAUAAUGUAAGAGUAGCGGCAAAGUCCAGGGGGUCCAACCAAAAGCCCCCCUCAAAAGCAGUGAACAAGAGGAGGGAGAAAGAGUCUGAGGAUGAGAGCGACCAGGCAUCGAACAGCAGUGAAGGAAGCUCAGAGGAGGCCACUGAAUCGGAUUCUGAGAAGCAAAAGGAGGAGGAGCACAGCAGUGAGCAGGACAGGUCUACCAGGUCCACCAGCAGUGAGGAGAGCGAGCACAAGAGCUAUCAGGAUGUAAAACCUACAGCCGAACAAGAACCUGAACCAAAAAGUGACUCAGAUAAAGCUGCCAGUGAAUCUGAAGAGGAACAAAGCCCAGAACCUUUAAAUAAACCAGAAAAACAGCAGGGUGGAGACAGUUUGAAAUCAGAUAGCACAGAUGCAAGUGAUGAAGAACUAGCCAAGAAACCUAUCACCAGAUCACGCAGAAAAACUAGACAAAGUUCAGCUCCGAGGACUGUGCAAGCGCAAAGCAAGAAGAUGUUUAGGAAAAACAAGGGAGACAAGGAAGCAGAGAAACAAGAAAAACGUCUAGCAAAAGCAGAGAAGCAAAGACUGGAGAAGGAGGCCAAGCAGAAGGCAAAAGAAGACAAGAAAAAUCUAAAAAUUCUCAAAAAGCAAGAAAAAUCCAAGAGUAAAAAACAAGCGGCUGGGGGUGUGUCAAACAAAAAUGAACCUACAAAGAAGAUCGUACAUGAAGAUAGUAUGGAUAAUGCCAGUGAGGAGGAAGAGGAGGAGGAGGAAGAUGUGAUAGAGCCAAGUCUAUCCACAGCCAUGAAGGCUCAAGACCAAGUGAAGCUGCUCAAAAGCAAAAGUAAAGACUUACAAACACUUCUGGAGUCUGAAGGGAAAGAUCAAGACCAAAACAAGGGCACUCCAGACCAGAGAUUUCUCAUCAAGAAAGCCCAGAUGAAGGCACUACAGAAGAAAACCAACACAAUACUGAACAAAUCCAAACAGGGAGAGGAAUUGCUACAAGCUAAAGCUGCAGAUGGGGACAUUGAAACAAGCAAAAUCACAAAACAAAUAAUAUCAGGGAAAAAAGGCAUGACGACACUUCACAAAAUGUCUGGUUGGAUUCAGAAGAAAAUGCACAGAGGUUGUAAUUUGAGGAAAAAGUUUUCAGUUUGGGCAAAAGCUAUUGGACUCUCUCGCUGGCUCUCGGUUCAGGCAGGAAAACGAAAGCAAAGUAAACCUAGAAGUAACUUGUUCAAACAUAGAAUGGCUGUCAAAGUUGCUGGUAAAACCACUUUUGCCAGUAAGAAAAAGAAAACUUCAGAAGCCGUAAAAGAAAAAGAAACAACUCUUGAAGCGUCUUUAGAAGUGGAGGAGCGUUCCACUUCAGGAGACAAAGAACUAGAAGCAAAAUUUGCAAUUGUUUUGCCAAGAAUGAAUAAAAUCAACAAGUCGAAACCGAAUACCAAUGAAGGAGCAUCUACAACAUCUGGGGUUAAUGAAGGAGCUUCUGUCAGUGGAGAAUCAAAACUUCCAAAACCUGGUGCCCGGCUUGUCCUCCCAGUCAAACCCGACCUUACCCUCCUCAAAUCCAUAAAGAAGACUCUACCAGUGGGUAUGCAUGCCAUGGAGGAUAGGACUGAGAGAGAGUUUAGAGAUUCACCAGGCAUAUCAGAAGUUUCCGAAAAUGCAGCAAAAAGGGUAGCUCUCACAAACCUAAAGGACAAUGGUAUUUUACAAUCAGCCAGAGCAAAGAUGGGCCCCAUGUCUAGUACCACACCAGCAGGAAAUGUUGAAACUGUGCCUGCUCAAUCUGAAGCUACUCCACACUUUCAAAUGAAUCAGGCGGGAUUGAGAGUGGCGAAUGUGCGCUCUCUGUACGAAGAGGAGACAGAUAGGGAAGUGGCUGAGCUCAUGGGGAACAGAGCGCUGUACACCAUCAUCCAGCCAGAUAUGCACUGGGCAGAAAACCCCUGCAUGAGUGGUGACCCUCAGACAGUGGAGAAACUGACCCGAUGGACAGUGUAUGAAGAUGAGCGUCAGGCUCAGACCACUGUGUCUGACAAAGGCAGGGGUCCGUGGGAAUCUGAGGACCCCACUCAAGAAAUGCUGGAGCACCGACUACUUAGCACACAGGUGGUGCUGCCGGGUAGUAACAGGCUUGUGGAGGUAGAUGAGCUGGAGGAUCUGUCCCAGUUAGAAGAGACCUACAUUGGAAACAUGCUGCUGUCUAUUAACCCUUUCAAGCCUCUUAACAUCUACACAGAUGAGCUACGGCUGAGAUACCAAGGCCAGGAGCAGCACAGAAACCCUCCUAGUCAUGUGUACGCUGUAGCAGACACAGCUUAUAAACAAUCCCAGGUUUCCUCACAAGAACAUUGCAUCAUUGUCAGUGGACAGAGUGGAUCUGGUAAGACUGAAGUUACCAAGCUGAUAGUGCACUACCUCAGCUGUAUGUAUGAGGACGGAAAUGGCACAUUACGGCAGCCCAUGGAAGUCUUUCAUAUCCUGGAGAGCUUUGGAAAUGCCAAAACCAUCCUCAACAACAACUCAAGUCGCUUUGGCAAGUACCUGCACAUACACAUCCUGCGGGGGUCUGUCGUUGGAACCUCUCUCUCCCAAUAUCUGCUGGAGAAAUCAAGAGUAGUCUUCCAGGCCAGUGAGGAGAGGAACUUCCAUGUGUUCUAUGAGAUGUUGGCCGGAAUGAACGAAUGGGACAAAGAGGAUCUGUACUUGCAGGGAGCUGACACAUACUACUACCUGAACCAGGGUGGCGCAUGUGAGCUGAAAGGAAAGCAAGAUAAACAGGACUUCCUGUUUUUGGUGCAAUGUUUUGAAACAAUCGGUCUGCACUCAGAUCAGAUCAGUAUAGUGUGGGCCAUCCUGUCGUCCAUUCUGCAGCUGGGCAACAUCUGCUUCAGCUCCUACGAGAGCGAGUCGUUUGAGGUGGCCCGGAUCUUCAGCCAAUGCGAGGCCAGGAGGGUGGGCUCCCUGCUGCAGGUCUCCUCUGAGGCUCUCCAGACUGUUAUCACACACAGAGUCACUGAAACCACUUAUGACAGGAUCUACUGCCCCCUUUCUGUUGAAAGUGCCAUUGAAUCCAGAGACGCCAUUGCCAAAGCCUUGUACUCGGUGCUCUUUCAUUGGCUUCUGGAACAGAUCAACGAUUGGCUGAGUCCUGCAGAGAUGGACAGCACAGUGGGCGUUGUGGACAUUUAUGGUUUUGAGGACUUGGCAGUGAAUAGCUUUGAACAGCUUUGUAUCAACUUUGCCAAUGAACAACUCCAGCACUUUGUAAACAAGGCUGUACUCACUCAGGAACAGGAAGAGUACCGUGCAGAACAAAUUCAGUGGUACCCAAUGCCUCUCAAAAACUCAACUUCCUGCGUAGAUCUCAUCUCCUCUCGCCCUCAUGGCAUUCUCCGCAUCCUGGAUGACCAAACCUGCCUUCCCCAGGCUACAGACCACACCUUCCUUCAGAAAUGCCACUAUCACCAUGGGAACAACCCAUUCUAUGCCAAGCCCAAGAGCCCCAUGCCUGUGUUCACGGUGUAUCACUACGCUGGAGCUGUUACCUACCAGGUUCAAAAUUUCCUGAAUAAAAACCAUGAUCAGUUCCGAACAGAGGUCCUGGAACUGUUUGCUAAAAGUCGUCUGAACAUGGUGUCAGAGCUGUUCAGGAAGGUCCAUGAGGGCUACAUCCAGCAGAGGGAGCUGGGCUGGAGAGGCAAGCAACCCACCACUGCAGCCUCCCACUUCCUUCAAUCUCUCAAUGAACUCACACAACGCCUCGAAAGAUGCAAAACCACUUUUAUCCGCUGUUUCAAACCAAACUAUGUGAAGCUUCCAGGGAUAUUUGACUUGAACUAUGUGUCAGCUCAGCUCAGACACGCUGGGAUCCUGGAAACUAUCCACAUCCGUAAAGAGGGCUAUCCCAUACGGAUCCAGUAUUCCCACUUCAUGCAGAGAUAUGGGGUGCUCCUGAACCUGCGCGACAGUCAAGGCUCAGACCGGGAGCAGACUGUGGCUCUGCUCAGCUCAAACGGAGCAGAGGCAGAACAGUUCCAGCUGGGACUCACCAAGCUCUUUCUGAAGGAGCGCCUGUACCAGGUGCUGGAGGACAAGUGGAGCAGCACUCAGACCUGGGCGGCCAUCACCAUCCAAAGGAACAUCAGAGGCUUCCUGUGCAGGCGAAACUUCCGCUUCUUCAAGCAGAAGGCCAUUGUCAUCCAGAGCCACAUCCGUGGACACCAGGCCAGGAAGUACUACAAGAGGCUUAGGCAGACCAUUACUCAGUUCUGGGCUGCAAUAAUGAUCACCAGGAACACCAUCAAGCACCACCACUGGAGGAAGCUGACGCAUGCGUCUUGUACACACCUUUCCACUGUCCUGGACUUCACCCCCUCUAAUGAGAGCAAACAACCUGGAUUUAAGACAAAUGAAACUAUCAUCGGUUACGGAGCAAAUAGUUCAGCCUGGUCUUACAGAUUGCGAAUAAAGACUGACAGUUCUUUCUGUUGGCUACAACUGUGGUUUCAGGAUUUCCACGAGAAGAAAAAAACAAAGUUAGUGACCAAGGCAAAGUCUCUUCUCCCAAGUAUGGAUGUGGGGCGGCUGGAGAUCCCUGCUGAGCUCUCCGCCAGACUCCAGGCUGAAGCAGGACAGCAUCAGGGGCCAGAGGUCAGUGCAGUGGCCUCCCCACAGGUCAGAGCUGAACACAAGCUCAGCCUCCCUUCAGAUAUCGACCGUUAUCCAUUCUCUCGAUACGCCAAGACCUUAUUAAAGGACACAUGGAGCCAGCCUCAAGGUCACCCGCUCCAGAGACCCCUCACCUCUCUGGAGCUAGAUGAUGCUAGAAGUGCCCUGGACCUGAACAAACUGAUCCUUCGGUUCAUUGGUGAACAGAACCUGAACCCCUGGCAGGAGCAGGUGUUGGGGAAUUUCAUUGUUGAGAAGUGCCAGAACCGCCCAGCUUUAAGGGACGAGAUCUUGGCCCAACUGGUGUACCACACAUGGGGACAGAAGGAGGAUCAGAGAGGCCUUAGGGGCUGGCUCCUCCUGGCCUGUUGCCUCAGUGCCUUCUCCCCCUCACCUGCACUGGACAGGCCCCUACUCAAGUAUGUCUCUGAUCAGGCUCCAGACCGGUACUGUUCUCUGUGCCAACAUAAACUGCUGACCUCCCUACAGCUGCCCGCUCCCAUUGCCCGAAUUUACCCUCCCACACAACUGGAGUGGACCUGCAACCAGAAGAGGAGUGGCAUGCAGCUGGAAAUCCACACCUUCAAUGAUGAGAAACUGACAGCAGAAGUGGAGUCCUGGACCACAGGGGAGCAACUGGCUUCAUGGCUCCUUCAUUUCAGAGGAGUGACGGAAGCGCUCCAAGGCUGGUCAGUCUCACUGUUGGCAGAUGAAACCUGGACAGAUCUGGCGGGCUCCGACUUUGUCAUGGAUCUUCUGGCUGGAGCAGAGGCGGAAGUGCCACUCCCCCCUGGGACCCCCUCGUCACUGCAGUCGGACUACCUCUUCACCCAUGGAGACAGGACUGCCUCUUCAGAUCUGGAUGGCUUUAUCCCACCGGCUCCUCCCAUGCAAGCACCAGAACUUCCAUUACCAGAAGCAAACCCCUGGAGAAGGGACUACCCACAGGAAGGCCGAGGUCGGCAGAUGGACGCUUAUGUUGAUGACUUGUUUGAGCCAGUGCUGGAUAAUGGACCUCCGGAUGCAGAGCGAGUGGCCCAGCUAAACCGCAGAAUGAGAGGAGCAGGAGGAGUCGGACCAAUGCGCAAUGGACUUUAUGGAGCAGGUGUACCUAUGUCAAUGCCUACUUAUCCAAUGGGAGCACCAGUGACUCCCUCCAUGCCUGUCUACGGCACCAACCCGAUGAUGCCAACCAUGCCAGCUAUGAUGAUGCCACCGAGCCCAGCGAUGAACCCGAUGAUGAACCCUAUGAUGAAUCCGAUGAUGCCCCCUCCCAUAGCGGACCCCAUGCAGAUGGCAGCCACUCAACAGGCCCUUAUCAACCAACAAGCUGUUCUUAUGGCUCAGCAGAUGACCAUGCAGGCCAUGACUCUAUCCCAGCAGCAGCAACAGGAGAUGCAGAAGAAACAACAGCGCCAAAGAGGGCUGAGAGAAGAGAGAGAAGAGAGAGAGGAGCGGGAAGAAAGGGAGGAGAGAGAAGAGGAGGAGAGGAGAAGGAAGAGACGCUCUCAGCGCAAACCCAAAGAGCGCUCCAGAUCACCAUCUCCACCGCGCUCCCCUCCAUCUUCCCCUAAAAACAAAACAACAGCUGUCAAACGCACCACCAGUGUCAAGAGGCCUGAGCCAGAGCCAGAGACAGAAGUAGACUUACCUGACCCUGAAGACCUGCAGUCAGUCCGAGACAAGUUGGAGUUCUUUGAGAAAAUUGGAGAAAACGGUGUGAAACAGCGCCCAGUGUCUCCCUUGUGCCCCUCUUCCUCCUCCCCACCUGUGAGACAACAUCACUCUCCACCCCGGUCCACUCCCUCUCCUCCCCCUGUCAAACCCAAACCUAAAGCAAAGAGCCCAAAGCCUGCUCCUGCCAAAGAAGACAGCACACCCAAACCAAGCCCUUUGACCCAACCACGCCCUGAACCCACCUCAAACAUCAGAGAAAUCAUCAAACAGUACAACAGCCGUCCUGCUCCUGCGCCAGUGUCCAUCCAGCCUGCCAGACCAAGUAAAAAGCAAUUUGUGAAGAAGACUGACCCUAAACAGGAAGCUCUGGAUAAACUAAGAAAUAAGUCCCCAGCUAAAGAACAAAAGAAACAGUGGACCCCUCUACCUCCUCCCGUCAAGGCUAAACCGGCCCCACCUCCUCCCAGGGCCCCCUCCCCACCACGCUCUCCUGUGUCCACUAGGGGGCGAAGAGCCAUUUCUAACAACAUGAGGCAGAAACAGCGCCCUUUGGAAGAGCUGUUCAGUUCCCAGCGCUCAAAGCAGGCACCUCCUCCACCUCCACCUGAAAUGCCUCCCCCUCCACCUCAAGCCCCUCCUCCUCCACGUGAAGCUCCUCCCCCUCCACCUGAGCCUGCACCUUUUUUUUACAGCAUCCCGGACCCCCCGGAAUUAGCCGCUCCCACUCUCAUUGAAGAUGAUGAAGGUCUUUCCUCUCGGUUACAUCGCUUCCUCCCUCAGAACUACCUCUCCUACGCCAGAGUCCCUGGCAAGUUGUUCCUACGUAAAGAGGUGUUUUAUCCUAGAGAGCUGUUUAACCGGGCCUACGUUCUCAAUCUUCUGUGUGAACAGAUCAUGAGAGACACGUACUCAGACAGCUGCCUCCGGAUCAGCCGAGAAGAGAGGAGGAAAAUGAAAGAUCUACUUGCAAACUUCAGUGUUGGCACAACAAUAAGCACGAUCCAGGAUGACUUCAUGAAGAAGAGAAUUGUCAUUGCGGCUCGAGACAACUGGGAGAACUAUUUCAGCAGAUUAUUUCCUGUCAAGGUGGGCAGUCAAGAUGCACAGAUUUUAGGAGUGACCCAUCGAGGGAUCCGCCUCCUCAAGGUGGUCCGUGCCUCGGGUAUCAACCCCAAACACCUCCGACUUCUUCGUAGCUACAGUUUUGCAGAGAUGAUGUCUGUAGAGCUCAGAGGUCCAGAAAAAGUGGAGGUGGAGCUGAAAAACGAGAACAUGGUGCUUCAGUCUACCAGGGCUCCUCAAAUCUCUGCCAUGAUCAGGCACUUCCUACAUGAACUCAUCCAGGGCUCAGGUCACGUGGUGGCACUGAAGAGUCACAUAACAGAUGACAAAAGCAUGCUCAGCUUCACCAGAGGAGAUGUCAUCAGACUGCAGGCGGUAGAAGGACUCCAGACAGGCUGGAUGUUUGGUUCCACCGGGGGGCGCUCUGGUCUGUUCCCAGUUGAACUCACUCAACCUUCUGCUGCUCCGGACUACCACGGUCUGCACCUGGACCGAAGAGAUGAGAGGAGGAAAAGCAUGAGGAGCAUGAGGCCUCCCCCAGGGCCUGCUCCACAGGGGCCCAUGUCACAGAGACCACCUCAGCAGAGACGACUUUCACGGGGGCCACCUUCUGACAGCAGAGACUCUGUCCAGGGCUCAGUUCAGGGUUUGGUUCAGAACUCUCCUCGGAGCUCUGUCCUAGGUCCAGAGACCUACUCUCCUAUGGCUGAGUUUGCCAUGAAAUACUUUCGCAUUGGAACCGACGGCUUACCACCCGCUGGGAGGAGCUUUUCUGAGACUGUCAAAUAUAGUAAUGUGCCGCUGCAGGAGUCUCUCAUUCUUUACAAUGACCAAGAGUUAAACCAGCAGUCUGUGCAGUGCUUCAGCACCCUAUUGCAGUUCAUGGGAGAUGCACCUCUGCCUAAAAUCAGCAGCCAAACCAAAUGCCUGGGCCACAUAUUACUGCUGGGAAAGGAGAAUGAACUUCUGAGAGAUGAAAUCUUCUGCCAAAUUGUGAAGCAAAUUACAGACAACCCUAAUAAAUCCAGCUGCACUUUAGGCUGGCGGGUGCUCAACCUCUGCACUGGUUUCUUCUCCUGCUCUGGGACACUCCAGCCAUACCUCUGCCAACACCUGGAGCUACUUGCUUGCAACCCACACAACCCUUAUCAAGAGUUGGCCUCAGUAUGCCUUGAAAACCUGCAGCGCUCUUUCUCUUUCGGAGGCCGUCGGACCAUUCCUUCUGAAAUAGAAAUGGAAGCUCUCAUGGCUGGAAAAAGCUCUCGUCGAAUCGGCGUUAACCUGCCAGGAGAAGUGGAGAUCCCCAUAAAGAUCCGCAGCUUUAGCAUGGCUAGAGACGUCGUAAGUGAUGUCUGCAGUGAGAUGGCCAUUACAAACCCAGCUGAAGUGAAUGAAUUUGCCAUCAUUGCCAACCGAGAUAAAGAUGGCGUGGCGAGACCCCUCCACCCUGAAGAAUAUGUCUUUGACUUCCUUCUUGACGAUCUCUCCAUAAGUCUGUCCCUGAGGAGGGUCAUCUGGAGGAGCCCCCUGUCCUUCAACAAUGACCUCUACCUUGACUUCCACUACCAGCAGUUGUUGGAGCAGUACCUGAGCCAGCAGAUUCCUCUGGGCUCUGGGGGGGUGCAGCUGAUGGCAGAAGUGACUGCUCUUCAGAGAUUGGCAGAUGGACUCCAGAGUGCUCCGUCACUAGUGGAGCUGAGGCAGUAUGUGCCCACCCAGGAGCCCGAGGGGCAUCUGGAGGAGCUCCUCUCUCUGUGUGUGGAGCAGAUGUCACAACUACAGGGCCUCAGUUCUCAGGAAGCCAAGAUCCAGUUCAUCGAUUUUGUAAUUUCUCAGCCUCUGUUUGGCUCCAGGGUGUUUUGGGCUGAGAAAGUGAGCCAGCGUGGUGCUCCUUCUCCCUGUGUAGUCAGCAUUGGUCACGAUGGAGUGAGCCUCAAUCACCCCAAAACCAUGGAGCAAGCAUUCCACAUCCCACUAGAGGACAUACAGGCCAUGCGCACUGUUCGCCCAAAGAAGAUGGGCAAAGUUCCAGGAGUGGAGAUUACUUACGGAAACCCAGUCCGGCCAAAGAAAUUAUCCAUUAAAACCAAACAGGCUAAGGAGCUAUGCCACAUCCUGGCGCUGGUGAUUAAUGAGCUGGUGCAACCUCCAGUCAGCAGCUCUGUGUCCAACCACUAGCUCAUGCCAAAGCAUAUUAUUCGAGGACUUCUGUGAAUCUGAUAGUAAUCAUUCAUUGUUUACAUUUUGCAGUAAUUAUGAAAAUAAAUACAAAAUUUUAUAGAAAAUCAAAUAUCAGACCAAACCAA
Molecule: messenger RNA, 9926 nt
Organism: Boleophthalmus pectinirostris (great blue-spotted mudskipper)
Lineage: Eukaryota; Metazoa; Chordata; Actinopteri; Gobiiformes; Gobiidae
Gene: myo15b
Product: myosin XVB
Exons: 67
Coding region: 1-9798 (3265 amino acids)
Cellular component (GO): cytoskeleton; myosin complex
Molecular function (GO): cytoskeletal motor activity; ATP binding; protein binding
Source: RefSeq, a predicted model, not a curated record